CGGAAGAUGGCGACCUCAAACAAUCCGCGAAAAUUCAGCGAGAAAAUCGCCCUGCACAACCAGAAGCAGGCGGAGGAAACCGCGGCGUUUGAGGAGGUCAUGAAAGACCUUAGCAUCACGCGAGCUGCACGGCUGCAGAUACAGAAGACCCAGUAUUUGCAACUAGGCCAGAAUCGAGCUCAGUGUUAUGGAGGGUCACUGCCCAAUGUCAAUCAGAUUGGAAAUAGCAACACUGACCACACUUUUCAGACGACAGUAUUGGACACCAGUCGGACAACUCGACAUCAUGGCCUGGUGGACCGUGUGUAUCGUGACCGGAAUCGUAUUGCUUCUCCGCAUCGCAGACCUCUCUCUGUGGACAAGCACGGCCGGCAGAUUGACAGCUGCCCCUAUGGCUCAGUAUAUCUGUCACCACCCCCCGACACAAGCUGGAGGAGAACUAACUCUGACUCAGCUCUACAUCAAAGCGCUGUGAAUCCAGGUCCACAGGAUGCUUUUGUUGGUGGAUCUCAGGAAUUGCAGUCAAAAGGAGUUAAAACAUUGCUCUUGCUCACCCCUCCUGAUACAGAGGACACUGAAACAGAGAUGGAUCAAGACGAGUCUAAAGCAUCUCUUAACACAGAUUCACAAGACAUUCCUGGGAUUAACAUAUUUCCAUCUCCUGAUCAAGAAAUUAAUAGCUCUCUGAUGCCAGCACCUCACAGCACAGACGGCUCUUUACCGGAUCUGACAAACAUCCAGUUCCCUCCUCCUCUUCCCACCCCACUGGAUCCAGAUGACCCCAUUACCUUUCCCACAUCAAGCUCCACUAGUACCAGCAACCUGACGCACAUGGGCAUCAGUACUGCCAGUCACAUUCCUCCCUCUUCUCCCACCCAGCACACUGUCCCCGCCCCCUCACCCAAUAUUAACGCACAGCAGCCCGCCAACACCCUCCCACCUGCGGUCUCAACUCAGAUACCCUUUGUACAGCCGAUCUCGUUGGACAGUCUUUCGCUGGAGCAGCAGUUAUCGCAGUACUCUCUGCUGAGUUUACUGAAUGACCUGCAAAAACAGCCUCACAUGCUUCCUCAAAACAUUCGGCUCAUACCCCUCCCGCCUCUCACAGUAAGCUCCACCUCCAGCACCGCCCAGGCCUCUCUCAAAAGCUUAUCACAGACCUCAACAAGCGGAAAUGCCAACACAUAUCGCAAUCAGACUGGCUCUUCAGCCAAUCAAUCACCGACAUCUCCAGUGUCCAAUCAAGGCUUCUCACCCGGAGGCUCACCACAACACAUUCCAGUGGUUGGCAGUAUUUUUGGAGACUCAUUCUAUGAACAGCAGCUUCCAUCCAGGCAGACCAAUGCUCUCUCUAACCAGCUGGAGCAGUUCACUAUGAAUAUGAUGGAGAAUCCCGACAGCUCCAGUCAAUGUUCAACACUGAACUACACACAGGCAGCUAUGAUGGGUUUAACUGGAAGCCACAGCAACCAGCAGGACUCACAGCAGCUCAGCUACAGUAGUCAUGGCAACAUUCCCAACAUCAUUCUCACAGUGACCGGGGAAUCUCCGCCCAGUCUCUCCAAGGACCUCACCAGCUCAUUGGCAAGUGUCGGUGAUGUCAGCUUUGAUGCAGACUCUCAAUUUCCAUUGGACGACUUAAAGAUUGACCCCUUGACCCUGGAUGGACUGCACAUGCUUAACGACCCAGACAUGGUUCUCGCUGACUCGGCCACUGAGGACACGUUCCGCAUGGACCGACUUUGAACCUGUGAAUGCAGUUUUAAGCGAGAUGUUCAGCUGCAUGGCCUCUCUGUUCACCAUCUGGUCAUUGACCAUCCCCCCACAGCAUGCUGCCAAACCGUUCAUAGCUGGAGGCCGAGGGGUUGCGGGGGUUUGCGUAGGGUGGAGGUGGAAUUGCCAAAUCCACACUGGAGAAUUUCUAAUGCGCAAUAACGUCCAACAUCGAACAUCCACUUUCUUCAUGUAUUCAUGUUUUGUUUUGCAUUAUGUUGUCGUGGUUGUCGUCCAACAUGUCAUUUUUGUUUGUCUUGCUACGUGUUUUUUGGCCAGGUUUUUAUUCUAUUUUUAUUUCUAUUUUAAUGUUGUUUAUCCUUUUGUCUCUGGAGGCACAUAGCUUUAAUUUGAUACCAUUUGGGUUUUUUGUGAUAGUUUAUUAAUUAAUCUUUGCUUCAGUUUGUUUAAUUGUUUUUGUCAAAUUGAGUGA
Molecule: messenger RNA, 2206 nt
Organism: Xyrauchen texanus (razorback sucker)
Lineage: Eukaryota; Metazoa; Chordata; Actinopteri; Cypriniformes; Catostomidae
Product: CREB-regulated transcription coactivator 1-like
Exons: 12
Coding region: 7-1746 (579 amino acids)
Biological process (GO): positive regulation of transcription by RNA polymerase II; protein homotetramerization
Cellular component (GO): nucleus; cytoplasm
Molecular function (GO): cAMP response element binding protein binding
Source: RefSeq, a predicted model, not a curated record